This is a messenger RNA of Choloepus didactylus (southern two-toed sloth), 945 nucleotides long. Its product is annotated as olfactory receptor 9Q2. Gene Ontology annotation, molecular function: G protein-coupled receptor activity; odorant binding; olfactory receptor activity. Bases 1 to 945 code for a protein of 314 amino acids. Gene Ontology annotation, biological process: sensory perception of smell; G protein-coupled receptor signaling pathway. The transcript has a single exon. Lineage: Eukaryota; Metazoa; Chordata; Mammalia; Pilosa; Megalonychidae. Gene Ontology annotation, cellular component: membrane. The record is from RefSeq and is a predicted model, not a curated record.
AUGGCAAAGGGGAAUUACACUGUUGUGACCAAGUUCUUCCUUAUUGCAUUCACUGAACAUCCCGAGUGGGGGCUUCCUCUCUUCCUGGUGUUUCUGAGUUUCUAUCUGGUCACUCUGCUAGGGAACGCAGGGAUGAUCAUGCUGAUCCACAAAGAUCGCCAGCUCCACACCCCGAUGUACUUCUUCCUCAGCCACCUAUCCUUUGCGGACAUCUGCUACUCCUCUGUCAUCGUCCCUCAGAUGCUGGCUGUGCUUUUGGAACAUGGCACAGUCAUCUCUCAAGCUCGCUGUGCAGCUCAGUUCUUCCUUUUCACCUUCUUUGCCUCCAUUGACUGCUACCUCCUGGCCAUCAUGGCUUACGACCGCUAUGUGGCCGUGUGCCAACCCCUGCUUUAUGUCACCAUCAUGACUGAGAAGGUCCGCUUGGGCUUAAUGGCAGCGGCUUAUGUUGCUGGUUUUUCCAGCGCUUUUGUUAGAACAGUCACAGCGUUCACUCUCUCCUUUUGUGGAAACAAUGAGAUCAACUUCAUUUUCUGUGAUCUCCCACCACUGUUGAAGCUCACUUGUGGGGAAAGCUACACUCAGGAAGUGGUGAUCAUUGUUUUUGCCAUUUUUGUCAUGCCUGCUUGCAUCUUGGUGAUCUUGGUGACCUACCUGUUUAUUAUCAGGGCCAUCAUGCGGAUCCGCUCCGCUGGGGGCCGGGCCAAGACCUUCUCUACCUGUGCCUCCCACCUCACCGCGGUGGCUCUCUUCUUUGGCACACUCAUCUUCAUGUACUUGCGGGAUAACUCGGGCCAGUCCUCAGAGGAAGACCGUGUGGUGUCAGUGCUGUACACGGUGGUCACUCCGUUGCUGAACCCCCUCAUCUAUAGCCUGAGGAACAAGGAGGUAAAAGAAGCUGUUACGAAAGCCCUGAGCAGGUCAAAGGCUUCUAGGAGGCCCUAG